This is a messenger RNA of Paramuricea clavata, 496 nucleotides long. NCBI's taxonomy places the organism in Eukaryota, Metazoa, Cnidaria, Anthozoa, Malacalcyonacea, Plexauridae. The record is from the annotation of a GenBank genome assembly.
AUGGCAUUCAAAGUGGGGACAAGUGGUGGCUACUUCAAGUUAACAAGGCUCUUCCAUCUGCUAAAACAGCUAGUGGUUGCCAUGUUUCAGGAUUUUGGCUCGAAACAUUGCCCAGAUCACAACAACCAGAAGAAGGCUGUGCAUUCAAGUUGCAAAGGAAAUGCCAAAACAUACUAUGGAAGCCUAAUCAAGACCUGUGGCAAGCCUAAAAGUAAUACCAGUCAAGCAGCUCAAUGCUGGAUGGCAGAAUGGUGCUGCUACGUACAAACUUUUAGAAGAUUUUGUUUGUGGCCUAGAUCAGACAUCAGAUGAACACAGGGCUGCAUAUUUGCAAGGCUUGCAACUGGAUAACAGUGAUGAUAACAGUGAAAAUGAAAGUGAAGAGGAUGAAAUAACAUCUGAACUUUCCCAUCAUGUUCAAGAGGAAGUGUUAUGUUCAACCAGAAAGAGAAUUGUACGGAAUGGAGCAGGACAAGCAUAUAAGAUCAUAUGCUGA